UAAACCCCCAAUGUGACCUCAUGGCGGGCCUCGACGGAUGGUCAUGCAGUUUAAGGCGUGCCUGUUGCUCAAUUCGUUAAUGUCAGCGUGGGUGUGUGGGUGCGCGCUUGUGUGGGCGGGUUCAUUAAUGCAAGUUUGAUGGAAUUGGUGGCGAGCGGGUUGAGGCAUUGCGCAUGGAGUUGCUUAAGAGUGGGAGUGAAGAAAGGGGGCCAGAGAUUGCUGUGGUUGGGAGUGACGGCUCCAGCGGCCGCAGGUGCGGGCAAGUAUACGGUGGAUGCAACGGCACCGCCGAGCUCCACCAUUGCGCCCGCAGGGUACUACAUGUUAUUCGCGGUUGCAAAUGGCGUGCCCAGUUAUGUCAGCUGGGGGAUGGUGGGUCAAGAGUAGGCGAGAAUGAUUCACAGUCUUGGACAGCGCAGUAGCAUCAGCUGCUGCAAAGUUGGGAAGGGAGAGCGGAAGGUGUGCGCACCGUUGGGGUGAAGCUGAUGUGCGUGUGAGGCCGAGUGCACCCGGCGCCGUGAGUGAGGGAUAGGUGCAUUGCUGCGAUCCGAGGAAGCAACACGAAGGAGUUGGAUCUGAGGAAGUGGCGACGCUAUAGAUGUGAAUGUAGGAAGUUGGGGCACUCAGUGUUUAGGGAGUGGCCGGUGUGAAUAAUUGGCAUUGGAUUCGUGAAUCAGGCUGAGAUGCGGAGUAGCGUGGAUUUUAAGGGUAGUGAGUAGAAUUGGACUGCGGAGCAUUUUACGGGCGUUUUUAUCAUUUGGUGUUGCUUGGCAGGAAGCUGUUUGGAAUGGGCCCAUGAGGGUGGCCUAUCAGUUGAGGUAGGGAUUGAACGAAAUGAUUGAGAUUUAAGAAAAUCCGAGUGUUGGAGCACUGCAAUGUUUCAGUAGUUGGUAUCGGAUUACUAUGCAUCAAUGGUUUUGAUGGGAUUAUAAUGCUGCAUUGAUUGAUAUGGAAUUGCAACGCUUCACUAGUUGGUAUGAGCUUGGUUAAUGAAUAAUUGUAGAGCGGAACAGAGAACACGACUGUGCCGAGUUGUUUUGUGUUAGUGAAAAGAUGCUCUUGGGUUGGGAGUUUUUGCACCCCGUCAAGGAGAUGGAGGCUUCCCUUUCUUACUGGAUUGAGAGAGACCACAGGGUUCUAGUAGCUCCACACGCCAUGGACGGUCUGGUUGGUAGGGUUAUGGACAAUUCUACUUUUGGAUGGCGAUGGUGAGACAAUGUUAUUUUCUUUAUAUUUCAAUGGAAUGCUUGGAGUGAGAGCCUGUCGGUGGGUGUGUUGGUUAGAAGGUUAUUAUUUCACAAAAUGCUGAGAUCUUUUAAACCGAUGACUUUCUACCACACAACUACAAUUUUGUUCUGAGUAGUGUUUCAAAUUUAGGUUGAAAAUAGUGUGUCAAGAAGACAAGACCGUUGUUGAGGUGAAUGGUUUCUUACUUUUUGGUGUUUGAUGUCGCUUUGGUAUUGGUAUUUCUUGACAAGGAGGUAGUAUAGAAAGAGAUAUAGGAAGAAGCAAUGCGAGGUUCAUAUCCUCUCCUCAAUGGCUACAUUGCGGAAUAAACAAAAGAUGAAACCCUAACGGAGUUUUGUAAGACAUAGCCAGCAAUCACCACCACCCUGUCCGCUACUUCCACUUGAUCCGUAAUCUUUACCCUUUCUAUUCAAUUUUCACUUGACCUUAGUUAACCCUUUAAACACCCUCUAUAACACCAAACAGAACCGAAGUUCUGCAGCUCUUGUGAGGGAUUGCGUUUAGAACUGUAUCAUUGGAAAUCAUGUCUCCAGCUUCGCUUCAAUGAGACAAAAUUAGGGCUAUCAGUGAUUCUACUCAUUCAAUGGUUUCCUGUCGUCCAGUUUGACCUGUUGUUCAGGAUAUCAGCGUCGAACCUUUGCUUCGAAGAGACACGGACAACAAUGCUGUUAAGCAAAUGCGUAUUAGCAGUGCAAAUGUAUGGAAUCGUAUGGCGAACAAACGCUCCAACAGCUGCAUCCUUUCCAGAAUCUGAAGUCAGAAAGACCUUAAAGCAAAACCCUUGAUUGAAAUUGCCUCGCAAAUGUACACCGACCUGAAGUUUCUGUCGAAAUAUGCGUCGGUCAAAGGAAACCAACCGGCUUGAGGAAAAGCCCGCGUGGCAUGAAAUGAGUCAACACUAUAGCGUGACUUGUGACUAGGUUAAGGCUUUCAAGCCGAGGUGGACGCCACGUUCACUUGAAACGCGUGAGAUCAAGACACCAGAAUACCCAACCGCCGCCGAAGGUCGUUUCUCUCUGAGGCUUCACGUGAAAGUUGUAGAGUGGCAGCUGCUGGAACCUCUGCCCUGCUAGGGCUUUGUAGAAUCACAGCAGAAGCGCCGUUGCUGUAUCCGAUGGGUUGUUAACCAUGUCGUCGAAGCAUGGCUGUAUGCACUUGGCCUCAUUUUGGGUAUUUUGUGAGCAGAUAAAUCAGAAUAUGGGUCUCUUCAUGAGCUUCAGCGGCAUGCAUAAGAACCUCGAUCGAGAAAGAGAGUGCUGAGAUUGAGGAUGAGUAGGGGAUGGAAUUUUCGGAUGUUGGGCUGAGACGAGGCCUUUCGGUGCCCGAGCGUACGACACUAAUUCAUAGUGUUGGCUAUGUAGUGUACGAAGAUUUGGCACUGAAAAAUGGGAAUACUUAUACGACACGCCGUUGGAGACACCUCGUGGAGGGAUAGCUGAUUUUAUGGAUGUCCGCGUAGAGAGUUCCCAUUCCAGUAAUGGUGGCCGUGAUGCUGUGUUGAUAUCGAAGGACACAAUAUUGUCAGGGUGAUUAACCAAAUUCGAGAAGGAAAGCUGGAAGAGUUCGACUACCUUCUGUCUAAAACAAGUGAGACUUUUGUCCGUGAAUAAGUUGAUUCGAUUCAAUCGGACUGAACAGAAAUGGCAAGCUCCGACGGCAUCCAAGGCAGCUUGCCACCAUCUUUGUCAGGAAUUCAGACCCCUCCAAACCAAUCUUCCGGAAAACUGUCAUCUGGAUCUCCUGGCAGCGAGGAUGAGCAAACGUUGUUUCAAAGGCAAUUCUCGGAGAUUAACCAGGACAUCGAUGUGGAGAAGGAAAUAACGCAGUUUGUCAAGGAGUUGGAUGCAAAUGAGGGCAGGGAGGAGUUUGUGUUUACCACCAAAACAUCCCAGUAUGAUGGGGAAGGUAGUGGCCAGUACCCAAAGAAUUUGUUGUCAGCGCCCGGAAUGAGCAGUGAAUCUGAUACAGAGGAUCACACGCCCGCGUCGGCAAGCAACCACAUUGUCGACAAUGUCUCCUCCCUCAAGAUGACUUACUAUGCUUUCAAAGAGACGACAGGCCAGAAGAGUGGCAUCCCUGUCUCAUUGCUAGCUGCGCAUCUUGAAAGAAAAGAAUCUCGUUACCCUUCAUUCCUAGGAUCUCGAAGUAGCGUGAACAUGACGGGAAACACUUCAACUGGAACGUUUAGAACAAUGCAAAGGAGUCCCAGUAGGAGGACUUCCAUGGAGAUUACUUAUCCUGCCCUCUCUCCCCAGGUGAUGGAGGUUAUCGACACCCUUGAAUCUCACAAGAAGAAAGCCGAGAAUGAAGGCAAUUACAUGGUAGCACGAGCUGCUGCUCAACGCCUUAACGGUGUCAAGGUGUUGGAAGACAACAAGAGGAAAUCGCUCAUGCUCCAAAGACAUGGAAAAGAAAGAGAGGAAUCCGAAAGAACAUACAAACAAGAAACGGCUGAGAGGAACCGGCUCUGGGAUGAGAAGUUGCAUGAGUUCCACAAAGCUGUCGUAGAACACGCUGCAAAGUUGAAACGGCAACAAAUUGGUGUUUUACAAGCCUUUAGACAACGAAUGGCCAACAAAACCCCCACCAAACCUCAGUGGUCUCGGGAGCUUCUCAAACACAGGAAAGUGCAGACCUUUCUUGGGAAACAAGGAAAAUAUUUAGAGGCAGAUGAAGUUAAACGUAUUGCAGAUAGGAUGGAGCACACAGAGCUACAAGCCACACUUUCUGCGUACGCAGCCGAGGUAGCGCUGAAAGAACAAGCUCUUCGAAACAAGCAACAAAAUGAGAUGGAGGUAUUGUUGCAACGGGCUGCUCAAGGGCGCGAUGAACUUCGAAAGACGAGAAACAUGGAUCUCGACAGAUGCACUCAGAGGCACAAGAAUAUUGUGAGAGAAUUAAAAAACUUGCAAAAACAAGAACAAUUGAGAUUUGAACAGAUUUUUGGGAAGCGGGUUAGUGAAUUCAAGAGAAGCGGCGGAAGUCUUCAGUUACUCUCCGAAACUCUGAGUGGUUUGGACGCUUUGAUGCUGCCAGGAAUUGAAGCCCCUUGUCCUGAACGAGACGAGGUUGCGUCCUCGUGUAGUAGUGAUUUACAUGGUUCAGGUUGAUGUAAUGCCUCUAAUUAAUUUUGUGACUAAUGUUCGACUCUUAGUAUGGUGUCUCCGUUGUGCAGCCCUGAUGCAAAAUCUUUUGCACUUGAAAAGAUCCCGAUGUCUUUUGGGUGCUUUUGGAAUUGUAGUUAUUCCAAUCAUGUAUAUUACAUGCACAUUCAACAAGUCCAAAAUGUCGUGUUGAUUGCAUUGGCUUACAAGAAUGCAAUCCCUUGCUCUGCCUUCCUUCUGGACUCCUAUGUGUUUUGGGUUUUUCAUUUCAUUUUUAUAUCUUCAGAGUUUCAUGGAUAUAAAAAUCUUCAGAGGUAGAUUUUAUUUGCAUGUAUAGAGGAGCGAGAAAGGUUGAAAUCGGUUUUUAAACAGUAAUAAACAGUAGAUUUCAAAAUAUUAAGCUCACUUUGUAUAUCUAAUUUUUUA
Messenger RNA from Physcomitrium patens, 4778 nucleotides. NCBI's taxonomy places the organism in Eukaryota, Viridiplantae, Streptophyta, Bryopsida, Funariales, Funariaceae. The record is from RefSeq and is a predicted model, not a curated record.